AUGUCUUAUAAGCGUCUUUUUCUUUAUUAUGUUAUUUUUCUAUCAUUAAUCUUCUCAUCUGUGAGAGCAAUAGAACCUGUUUGUAAAUGGUAUGGAAUAGCACCAUUUUGUUUUAUUGGUAAUUCAUGUCCAGAAAAUUGUUGGCAAGCAGCAGCAAGUGAUCGUGGUGAUGGUGCAUACUGUUGGUUUAGUCAAAAAAAUUAUUGUUGUUGUGUAAAAAAAGCAAUUGAUUCAAUUAUUAAUUCAUUAGUUAAUUCUAACUGA
This is a messenger RNA of Adineta steineri, 264 nucleotides long. The record is from the annotation of a GenBank genome assembly. Lineage: Eukaryota; Metazoa; Rotifera; Eurotatoria; Adinetida; Adinetidae.